Molecule: messenger RNA, 1184 nt
Organism: Brassica oleracea var. oleracea
Lineage: Eukaryota; Viridiplantae; Streptophyta; Magnoliopsida; Brassicales; Brassicaceae
Product: floral homeotic protein APETALA 1 A
Exons: 8
Coding region: 167-937 (256 amino acids)
Biological process (GO): positive regulation of transcription by RNA polymerase II
Cellular component (GO): nucleus
Molecular function (GO): DNA-binding transcription factor activity, RNA polymerase II-specific; RNA polymerase II cis-regulatory region sequence-specific DNA binding; protein dimerization activity
Source: RefSeq, a predicted model, not a curated record
GAAAGAUCCCGAGACUCAAACACAAGUCUUAUAUUAUAAAGGAAAGAAAGAAAAACUUUCCUAAUUGGAUCAUACCAAAGUCUGAGCUCUUCUUUAUCUCUCUUCUUAUAAUUUCUUGUUUUGUUUGGUUCUUUUAGAGGAAAUAGUUCCUUUAAAAGGGAUAAAAAUGGGAAGGGGUAGGGUUCAGUUGAAGAGGAUAGAAAACAAGAUCAAUAGACAAGUGACAUUCUCGAAAAGAAGAGCUGGUCUUAUGAAGAAAGCUCAUGAGAUCUCUGUUCUGUGUGAUGCUGAAGUUGCGCUUGUUGUCUUCUCCCAUAAGGGGAAACUCUUUGAAUACUCCACUGAUUCUUGUAUGGAGAAGAUACUUGAACGCUAUGAGAGAUACUCUUACGCCGAGAGACAGCUUAUAGCACCUGAGUCCGACUCCAAUACGAACUGGUCGAUGGAGUAUAAUAGGCUUAAGGCUAAGAUUGAGCUUUUGGAGAGAAACCAGAGGCACUAUCUUGGGGAAGACUUGCAAGCAAUGAGCCCUAAGGAACUCCAGAAUCUAGAGCAACAGCUUGAUACUGCUCUUAAGCACAUCCGCUCUAGAAAAAACCAACUUAUGUACGACUCCAUCAAUGAGCUCCAAAGAAAGGAGAAAGCCAUACAGGAACAAAACAGCAUGCUUUCCAAGCAGAUUAAGGAGAGGGAAAACGUUCUUAGGGCGCAACAAGAGCAAUGGGACGAGCAGAACCAUGGCCAUAAUAUGCCUCCGCCUCCACCCCCGCAGCAGCAUCAAAUCCAGCAUCCUUACAUGCUCUCUCAUCAGCCAUCUCCUUUUCUCAACAUGGGGGGGCUGUAUCAAGAAGAAGAUCAAAUGGCAAUGAGGAGGAACGAUCUCGAUCUGUCUCUUGAACCCGUUUACAACUGCAACCUUGGCUGCUUUGCCGCAUGAAGCAAUUCAAUAAUAAUAUUUAUAAUCAUCAAUAAUAAAACAAUAUGCGCUACAUAUGUAUUUUGGCGAGCCCUUCUUAUCCAACUAAUUAAUAUAUGUGGGCAAGCUCUAUGUUCAUAUAAUUAGCAAGUUUCUAUUUUGUCUCUUUUUAUAUAUCUUUCUCAAGUUCUUUUGCUUCAGUAUGUGGCAAAAUUGUAAUAUCUCAUAUUUCAAUAUCUGAAUUUAUAUUAUUGAACCUUCUAAUAAA